AUGUCCUCACAGGCCGCUCAACAGUUUCUUUUACUAGCGAAAUCAGUACGUGGUUCAGCUGCCGUUGACUUAGUCACUCGUGUGCUCGAACAUCCGGAUAUCUUCGGUUUCGACGAAUUUCUCCGUCUCGAACCACUUGUUAAAUCACUCACCGCCGAUCAUGUCCAACUUUUGUCAACAUUAGAAUUAUUCGCCUAUGGUACUUUGUCGGAUUAUGAAUCUAAUCGCGAUCGUUUUAUCACAUUGUCUCCAUUAGCACGACGUAAAUUACAAUUGUUAACAUUGGCAUCACUUGCCGUGCAUGCUCGUAUAUUACCUUAUACACUUUUAUUGAAACAACUGCAGAUCGAAAGCGUGCGUGAAUUGGAAGAUUUGAUCAUCGAUGGAAUCUAUGCUCAAGUCAUUCGCGGCAAAUUAGACCAAUUGAAUGAACGAUUGAAUGUCGAAUAUGCGAUUGCACGUGAUAUUAAUUCCGUUGCCUUCGAUCGCAUGGAAGACGUUUUAGACAAAUGGUGUAAGAACUGUUCUGCUUUACUGAAUGUGCUGAAAUACGAAGCAACGAAAGCCAAUGAACAGAAGAAGAAAGCAUUGGACGAACAAGAUAAAUACGAUAAAGAAAUGUUAUCCAUGAUCAAAAUUGUUGAUUUACAAGCCCAGAGCGGAGGUCGUCGUGAUAAUAAUGAAAAUAAUAAUAAUUCAAGCACAUUGCAAACUUUACCAAAUAUGUUAAGCGGUAAUGCAGAUUCGAAACAAGGCGGCACGAAGAAAACCGCGAGACUAGCAGCAAAACGCUUCUUUCGUCCAUGA
Messenger RNA from Adineta ricciae, 807 nucleotides. The record is from the annotation of a GenBank genome assembly. NCBI's taxonomy places the organism in Eukaryota, Metazoa, Rotifera, Eurotatoria, Adinetida, Adinetidae.